This is a messenger RNA of Brassica napus (rape), 3324 nucleotides long. RefSeq lists its product as uncharacterized. The transcript is spliced from 9 exons. The coding region runs from base 1 to 3324 and encodes 1107 amino acids. The record is from RefSeq and is a predicted model, not a curated record. NCBI's taxonomy places the organism in Eukaryota, Viridiplantae, Streptophyta, Magnoliopsida, Brassicales, Brassicaceae.
AUGUGGACAGAUUCAUGGAUUCAUGAUCACCCACCAAGGCCACCACGAGCUCGUGGAGAUUUCCAAGCAGAAGAAAAGGUGAAUGAAUACUUUGAUACCAUCAGAGCUCAAGGGAAUGAGCAGAAAUUGCAUGAAGUUAUCAUUGAUGAAGAUGUAGACAAGAUUCUCGCUAUUAAGAUAAGUUCUACGGCACGUCAAGACUUAUUGGGUUGGCAUUACAAGGAAGAUGACAUCUACAUUGUGAAAUCGGGUUAUUGGUUAGGAAUUCAUUUACCAACAAAUGCUCCACCAAUACCAACUCAUGGACCUGCAAAGUUGAAACACAAGAUAUGGAAGACAAAAGCUCCUGCUAAGCUAAAACAUUUCUUGUGGAGAUUUCUAUCAAAGAGUCUUGCGACUGUACACUUGGAUCUGGAGCACUGGUUUUCUGUAACAAUGGACAAGAAUUGGGUUUGGCUACCAAGGGCUAGCCUUGAGUAUCAGGAAGGAGCAAUGGCUCUUGUGAGAGCAUCAGCUUUGAGAUUGGGUCAGCCGACUGAUAUAUUGUGUCCCUGCAUUGACUGCCGCAACUUGUGUCAUCAGCCGACAGAUACAGUGGUGGAUCAUUUAAUCAUCAACGGUAUGGAUCAGAAAUACAAGAGGAAGCAGAGUUGGUUUGAACAUGGAGAUGUGAAGAGUGAUAAGCCUUCAGAUAUGGGAAGUCAGGAGUGUGAAGCUUUUGACUUGUUCAGGACAGCUUUCUUUGAUGGUGAAGCUUCACAGCCCCAUAACAACGAUGCAGAAAGUGUUCAGAUAGAAGAAGGUGAUAGUAAGGAGGAAUCAGAGUUUAGGAAGAAACGGGAAGAUGCAGAAACUCCACUGUACUCUAGCUGUCCCAAAUACACGAAGGUUUCAGCAAUAUUGGCGCUUUACCGCAUUAAAGUCAAGAGUGGUAUGUCUGAGAAUUACUUCGACCAGCUCCUGACGGUAGUUCACGACAUGCUUCCAGUAGAUAAUGUCCUUCCGCGUUCAACAGAUGAGGUGAAGAAAUUCUUGAAAGUGUUUGGUUUUGGAUACGAUCAGAUUCAUGCCUGCACAAACGACUGCAUUCUUUACCGUAAGGAAUACAAGGACAUGACAAGUUGUCCAAGAUGUGGCCUCUCAAGAUGGGAAAGGGAUAAGCACACUGGUGAGGAGAGGACAGGGAUUCCAGCUAAGGUUCUAAGGUACUUUCCUAUCAAAGAUAGAUUCAGGAGGAUGUUUAGAUCGAAGAGGAUGGCUGAAGAUUUGGUUUGGCAUUUCAACAAUGCUAGCUCAGAUGGUACAAUGCGGCACCCAGUAGACUCUAUAACCUGGUCCACUGUGAAGGAUAAGUGGCCACAAUUUUCUGACGAAGCAAGAAACCUCCGGCCUGGUCUUUGUACGGAUGGUAUGAAUCCUUUCUCAUUCCAAAGCUCCACCCACAGUACAUGGCCGGUGUUAUUAGUCAACUACAACAUGCAUCCCACAAUGUGUCUGAAAGAAGAGAACAUUAUGCUUACUUUGCUGAUCCCUGGACCAACUGCGCCGAGCAACAACAUUGAUGUCUACUUAGCUACUUUGAUAGAUGAUCUGAAGGAUCUGUGGAAUGAAGGUAUGGUAGUUUAUGAUGCUUUCAAGAAGGAGAAUUUCACACUAAAAGCAAUGUUGUUGUGGACUGUCAGUGAUUAUCCUGGAUUAGGAACACUGGCUGGGUGUAAAGUCAAAGGGAAACAAGCAUUUGAGGAAGGGACUGUGUCUAGAAUAGAAAGUGGAAGAGAUAUUUUUGAGACAGUGAAGGAUUUCAGAAAUCGUUUUGGGAAACCGUUGGAGAAGAAUGGGAAAAGAAAAAGAAACGUUCAGUGUGAAGAUGAAGUUAUUUCAGAGGAUGAUGAAUAUGAAGAAGACACAGAUCAUUGGAGAUGGAAGAAAAGGUCCAUCCUCUUCGAUUUACCUUACUGGAAGGAAAUGCCGGUUCGUCACAACAUUGAUGUCAUGCACGUGGAGAAGAAUGUCUCUGAUGCUAUCAUAUCUAUUAUGAUGCAAAAUUCUAAGUCAAAAGAUGAUGUCAAAUCAAGAAAGGAUCUGGAAGAUAUGGGGAUUCGAAAGAACUUACAUGUUCAGCUCAAAGGGAAGAGAACAUACUUACCUCAUGCUGCUUAUUGUUGUGUCUCUAUCGAACCACCCACAAUCGGCGGAUUGAAGUCUCACGAUCAUCACGUGCUUCUGCAGAAUCUUCUACCAGUGGCUUUGAGAGGAUUACUCCCAGAUGGUCCAAGGAUUGCAUUUACAAGGCUGUGCAGCUUCUUUAACAGCCUCUGUCAGAGAGUUCUUGACCCUGAGAAGCUAAUAUCUUUGAAGAAUGAACUUGUGGAGACAAUGUGCGAAAUGGAGAGGUAUUUUCCACCAGCUUUGUUCGACAUCAUGUUUCACCUACCCUUACAUCUGGCGAGGGAGGCACGUUUGGGUGGUCCGGUACAUUUUAGAUGGAUGUAUCCAUUUGAGAGGUACAUGAAGACUCUUAAGGCACUUGUAAAGAACUAUGCAAGGCCAGAAGCUUGUAUGGCUGAAGGAUAUUUAGCUGGAAAAUGUAUAGCAUUCUGCUUAGAGUUUCUUCAGAACUCUGUACCGGUUCAAGAGAAAACACAACGCAAUGAAGAUGUUGAGACGUAUGAUCUGAUACUUGAGGGCCGGCCAUUGCAGAAGGCUACUCAAGUUACCCUUACUGAUAAAGAGCGAGACAUAGCCCAUCGAUAUAUUUUGAUGAACAUGGCAGUGAUGAAUCCAUAUGUUGAUAUGCAUUUAGAAGAAUUGCAACUUAAUGAUGCAAGGUAUCAAAGAAAUGAAACAAUUCUAUGGCAAGUUCAUGCAGCAAAGUUCGCACAAUGGGUAAAAGAAAAGACUGAUGAUGUUAUGCGAAAGACUCAGAACAGUGGAGUUACAUAUGAAGCUUUUAGCAUGUGCAGAUCCAGUGAACGAGAUACUGCACAUAAGGCGGACGUGGUUACAUUCUACGGAGUUAUUGAAGAGAUCAUACUACUCGACUACCAUAUGUUUCAGAUUCCACUCUUCAAGUGCAAGUGGGCGAAUAAAGGACACGGUGUGAAAGAAGAGCAAGGAUUUACACUGGUUAACCUCCAAGUGAACCAGUCUCCAUAUAUCCAAGAUCCUUAUAUUAUGGCAUCCCAAGCAAAACAAAUCUUCUAUCCUAAAGAAGAUGAUUCCUCACCUUGGUCUGUUGUUAUGAGAGCGCCACCUAGAGGGUAUCAUGAGCUAGAGUCAGAAGAGGAGUUCGUUGCCCCCCCCUAUGACAGUUCCAGAAAUUGA